Messenger RNA from Dunckerocampus dactyliophorus (ringed pipefish), 1311 nucleotides. Its product is annotated as plasma kallikrein-like. Gene Ontology annotation, biological process: proteolysis. Gene Ontology annotation, molecular function: serine-type endopeptidase activity. The transcript has 6 exons. The coding region runs from base 91 to 1101 and encodes 336 amino acids. Lineage: Eukaryota; Metazoa; Chordata; Actinopteri; Syngnathiformes; Syngnathidae. The record is from RefSeq and is a predicted model, not a curated record.
CAUGUUUGACUUGCUAUCAGAGACAAAUAAGAGAAUGUGUAGCGCUGCUGGGACUGCCCAAGAAGCACUGGCACAACACAACGCUGCGAAAUGGCUCUCGGACGACUCCUGUGCGGGUUGACACUGUUCAUCGUUACUUUCUUCAAUGGUUGUCACGCUCAGCUACAAAAUUGCGGCCAGGCGGCACUAAACACCAGAAUCAUCGGUGGUCAAGACGCCUCCCCAGGAUUUUGGCCAUGGCAGGUCAGCCUAAACAAAGUAGAUUUUGCUUUCUGCGGAGGGUCCCUCAUCAGCCACCAGUGGGUGCUAACAGCGGCACACUGCGUUGGACAGGAGGACAUCUUGGACACAUUCGUGUACGUGGGCCGUCAAAGUCAAAGCGGUCCAAACCCUAACGAGGUGGUCCGGGAGAUGGAAGCCGUGAUGUGCCACCCCGACUACAACAACAGAACAUUCGAGAACGACAUUUGCCUUGUGAAACUGUCGUCUCCGGUAAACUUCACCCACUACGCCCAGCCCAUCUGCUUGGCCGACGAAGGCAGCACCGCGCACACUGGGACCAGCAGCUGGAUCACCGGCUGGGGGACCACCAGUGUUGACGAUCCAACUCAUCCAGACAUUCUUCAAGAGGCAAAUCUGCCGAUUGUGGGGAACAAAGAGUGUGAAUGCUACCUUGAUAUCACGAUAACAGAUAACUUCCUCUGUGCUGGGCUCAAAGAAGGCGGGAAGGACUCCUGUCAGGGAGACUCAGGCGGGCCUUUGAUGAGCAAAAAUAAUUUGUCCUGGGUCCUACUGGGAAUCACCAGUUUUGGUUUUUCCUGCGCCCGACCUAAAAGCCCCGGUGUCUAUACCAGAGUGUCCAAGUACAAAGAAUGGAUCGUGAACACCAUCGCCAACGUUAACGACACUCCCAUCUUCGACUUGUUCACCUCCCCAGGGGUGGACAGAGACACCAACUUCACCUGCACGUCACCCACGGACGACAGCAGCGUAUUUGGAGGGGGCGGGAGUGUCGCUCGUGUCAGCGCCUUUUCAUGUUUCAUCAUGCUGUGUGUCACCGUGUGGUCGAUGUACGUUCUAGCGGCCGUUGUGAACGUGUGACGGCUUCUUUCGGCUUUUCUGUUUCAUCUUGCGCAAGAUUAAAUCCAAGAAGGCAGUCAUUUGGUGUUUUCCAGUUUUAUUCCACUUAUCGCAGCAAUAUAGAAAAAUUGACGGAUCAUUUUCAUCAUCAUUAUUAGGUCCUGAAAAACAGCAGCGAAGUCUGUGGCCUGGGCAAAAAAAAAUAAAAAUGAAUAACCCACUGUCCGUGAA